Schistosoma spindalis is the source of this 1918-nucleotide messenger RNA. The record is from the annotation of a GenBank genome assembly. NCBI's taxonomy places the organism in Eukaryota, Metazoa, Platyhelminthes, Trematoda, Strigeidida, Schistosomatidae.
CUUCAAGCGCUCAGUAACCUUACUGAGCGGUACUCCUGAAGGGUUGCCAAAAUACCAUCUAACGGGUCGGUUCGUGUUAUCCAUACACAGAAUCUCCGCUUGGACUUCAGUCCUGAAGGGUCGCGAAAACUGAGACUUCUUAUUUCUCAUCUAGAAGCAUAGUUUCUGCUUGUGAGAUUCUAGUAGGAAAUGAGACCCGUGCGAGAUACAUGGACCGAAGGACAACACCUCAAAGAUAAUUCCCCUCCCAGUAGAGAAAAUUGAAGUCCUAUAAGGCAGACGUACUGGCCGGAACUCCUUUAUAAUUCUCCUUAUGUCUGAUACAGUGGUAUUAUAGUUUAUUCGAUGAACCAUCUAACUUGUCCUUUUUGGAUGAGGAGAAUUUCUGGAAUUAAUUCACAAUUCCCUAAACGCUAUUCAGAUAUCAGUGACUUCAGAAGUGUACUUUCUAAAUCACACAAUGUUCUGGUAUUGACUGGUGCUGGUAUAAGUGCUGAAAGUCAUGUUCCAACCUUUAGAGGAUCAGGUGGAUUAUGGAGGAAUUUUUCUUCCCAGGAUCUUGCUACACCCGAUGCAUUUCAUUCAAAUCCUGGUUUGGUUUGGGAGUUUUAUCAUUACCGUCGUGAAAUCGUCCGUCGUAGAUGUCCUAAUGCUGGACAUUUAGCUCUUGCUCAUGCAGAGAAACAAUACACUGAGUGUGGUCGUUCAUUCUUUGUCAUUACACAGAAUGUGGAUAGCCUUCAUGCCAAAGCAGGGAGUGUUAAUAUAUUGGAAUUGCACGGAAAUCUUUAUAAAACACGAUGUUUAAAGUGCAGUGACAUUCGAGUGAAUGUCGAUAGCCCAAUAUGUGCAGCAUUACUUGGUCGCGGUUCACCAAUCAUUGAGAAUAUUCCGUACGAGCCAAUUCCUAUAUCUCAGUUACCACGCUGUAAAAAUCUUAUUAAUAAUAAUAUAUGUGGUGGACUGCUACGACCACAUGUCGUUUGGUUUGGAGAAAAUCUUGAACCACAUAUCCUUUCUAAAGCCGAUGAAAUAGUUCAGAAAGCUGAUGUUUGUCUGGUUGUUGGUACUAGUUCUGUUGUUUAUCCCGCUGCAAGUUUUGCUCCAUCUUUAGCUAACCGUGGAAUUCCUGUCGCUGAAAUCAAUGUGGAAGUUACUCCAGCUACUCAUUUAUUACAAUAUCAUUUUCAAGGAAAAUCUGGUGAUAUUCUACCGGAACUGUUUGAUUCCUUAGCUUUAACUUAGUCGAUAUUAUAAUUAAGUAAUGCUGUUUUUUGUAUGUACCUACCUUCAACUUCAUUUAUUUGUUUUGUAAUCUUUGUUUACGUUGAAUCUUUUGUAUAGUCUAUUCUAAUUACACUUUCUAUUGGGAUAUCAGUUGGACAAAAAGAGAGAAAUCAGUAAAUGAACCAAUAAAAUUUAUUUUGUGCAUAAAAUGCAAAGUGUUUGAAAGGUGAAAUAAAUAUCAUGAAUUAUCAAAAUUAAAAAGAGUAAUGCUUUUUAACACCAGGGUCUGAAAAAAAUGUUUAGUUAUUUUUCUAUCUUCAUUAUAUUUUUUUGUAGUAUCAUUUUACAAGAUUGACAAAUUAAAUUGCCUACCCAUCCAGCUAGAAUUACUCAGUAAAUUACAUGGAUAAAUGAUUGUAUUAUUGAUGUAUAUCAUAAAAUCAUUUUGUUGUACUUUCUUUUCAGAGAAGUUCUCAUUAAUAUGGAUGUUAUUUUGUCUAUUUCAAACAGAUUAUAUCUUUUGUUUAAUUCACAGAAGUCAUUUAUGACAGAGAACUUUACUUUUAUCGGGAGGAGGGCCUCCUAUACCUUUUUCAUUUGCCAAGAUUUUCAGUUUCAUUUGCUUUUUGUGCUGUAAAGCAAGGUGUCACCUGGCCCGUCCUCAAACGGUAAUAUUUCAAUCGCAAUUUAA